Drosophila elegans is the source of this 2384-nucleotide messenger RNA. It is a transcript of the gene Acsx3, whose product is annotated as 4-coumarate--CoA ligase 2. NCBI's taxonomy places the organism in Eukaryota, Metazoa, Arthropoda, Insecta, Diptera, Drosophilidae. Gene Ontology annotation, biological process: fatty-acyl-CoA biosynthetic process; long-chain fatty acid metabolic process. The transcript has 3 exons. Gene Ontology annotation, molecular function: long-chain fatty acid-CoA ligase activity. Bases 527 to 2167 code for a protein of 546 amino acids. The record is from RefSeq and is a predicted model, not a curated record.
GUAGUUUCUUGAAGAAAUAUUAUUUAAUGAUAUAUCUUGAUAUCAAGCAUUUUAAAACGGGUCACUUAAAAGUUCUUCGUCAAACAGAGCUUCCGAAAAGUGCUCCUUUAGCAGAUCGAAUCUUUACUCUCUGUCUCUGAAAACAUUCAUUACAACUAAUCUAUAUGCCACUAUUGGCAAUAUUAACAAUGCACAUAUACACAUGCACAUCACUUUCAAUAGAGAAUCUGCCUAGUCAUGGUGAGAACACCAGUCUACAGAUGUUGGGGGCCUACCGCCAAUUACUCGAUCAGAAGCCGAGUGCUUUGUUAUGGAGAUUGCCUCACUUGCUCGACUACUUUGAUCACAAUCACGAGUGCGGCUGUAAUCGCGUGUCGGUUUCAGUAAUCAGUGCAACCUACUCGUACGCCCCGAAAGUUAACUAAAAAAAUUUGCGAACAGAACGCUCGCCUCUAUAAAAGGAGAGCUGCAGUUGCACUUUGCAUUCAGUCGAGAAUCUUAACCCGAAGGCAAAGCAGUUCCCAGAAUGCCAUACAGACCAGCAAACUUCUACGACGCCGACCGCAAGGUUUGGAGCAGUGGCAAAUUGGAGCACUACUUUGACCCACAUCUAUCCAUCGGGGAGAUUGUCUUCGAAGAGAUGCGACGGCAUCCGCAACUGAUAGCCCAGAUCUCAGCCACGGAGAACACCAUUUUGACCAGGGCGGAGCUGCAUGUCAACUCGAUGCGCGUGGCCAGCUAUCUGCGAUCCCUGGGCCUUCUCCAGUCCGAUGUGGUGGGAAUUAUUGGCAGGAACACCACCCACAUGUCCGCUGUGGCCUACGCUUGCUUCUUCAAUGGCGUAGCCUUCCACUCGCUCAAUAUCUCAUAUGAGCAGAGUACCAUCGAAAAGUUGUUCAGCAUCACCAGGCCAAGAGUCAUUUUCUGUGAUGGGGAUGAGUUCGAGAAGGUGCGAGCUGCCACAGCCCACCUGGACGUGAAGAUCGUCACCAUGCGCAACCAUCCCAAGGAUUCUAUCCGGAUCGAUGAAGUUUUGGCCACUCCCAUGGAGGAAAACUUCCGGCCAGCUAAACUGGAACAGGGCAAUGACCAGACCUUGGCCAUUCUCUGCUCCUCGGGCACAACUGGAAUUCCCAAGGCUGUAACCAUUACGAACAGUAGGCAGAUCCUAAAUUCCAGCCACCGUCUGACCACCAACGAUGUACAGUACACGCACAGCACCCUCGACUGGAUCACCGGACUACUGACCACCGUCACAUCCGGAGUGUUUAGCACAAAGCGCGUCAUAGCCGACAAUGUCUUCGAUCCGGCCUUGAUUAUGCGACUCAUCGAGGAGCACCAGAUCACAUGGAUAAUUCAGCCGCCCACCCACAUGGCCAUGAUGGCUAACUGCCCAGCCUUCGAAACUUCCGACUUGUCGAGCAUAAAGUUCUACCUGUUCGGAGGAUCUCGGGCCUCCGUGGAGACCCAGCAUCGCAUUAGGAGUCGCCUGAGCAAGGACUGUCUUCACUUUGCCUACGGAUUUACAGAGUUGGGCAGCAUGGCCUCCAUCAAUUUGCACUUCGACGAGAAGCCCAAUUCAGUGGGUCGCUUGGUGGCAGGACUCAAGCUGAAGGUAAUCUGCGAAAAGGGAGAGUCCUUGGGGCCGGAUGAGGUGGGCGAGCUGUGCCUGUGCAAUGACCAGCAUUGGGCUGGGUACUACGGCAAUGCGGAGGAGACGCACAAGAUGCGGGAUGCCCAGAUGUGGUUCCACAGCGGGGACCUGGGAUACGUGGAUGACGACGGGUUCGUGUACGUUGUGGAGCGCAAGAAGGACAUGCUGAAGUACCAGAACAUCAUGUACUAUCCCAACGACAUCGAGAAGGUCAUCUCGGCGAUGCCGGACGUGGCCGAGGUCUGCGUCUUCGGGGUGUGGAACCAGCUGGUCGGAGACGAGGCCGCCGCCGCCGUGGUCAAAACACAGGGAAGUGCCCUGACAGCCCAGGACAUUGUGGACUACGUGGCCACGCACAUCGACGCCAGGUACAAGCACCUUCACGGAGGAGCCAUCAUCAUGGAGGAUCUGGUGCGCAGUCCCAAUGGAAAAACCAACCGCUUGGGCACCAAGGCCUUUUUCUUGGAGGUAAAAAAUUCCACCGAAUUAGAAAAUCAGACAUGUUCAUUUUAGUAGUAAGUAUACAUUUUGUAUCCAAUGUCACAAAUUUAUACUAGAAAAACCAAAAAGUGUGUCUAUUUUAUUAGCGAAAACGAAAUCAUUUUCCAAAUAUAUAGAAGGAAAUUAUUAGUUAAGUAAAUAAUUGUAACCUAAGGAUAAGCAUGUUGUCCCCUUAUCCGCAUCUCUAGUUAGAAUUUAUUAGAUUACUAAAUAAAUUAACCUAAUUCAA